UUCCGAUUCGAAGUGACAUUUUCCGGAGAUGACGUUUACAAACGAGGGGGAGCAGUGUGUGUGUGUAUGUAUGUAUGUAUGUGUGCAAACUGAGCGGAGGUGAAGAAGAGGAGGAUGAAGCUGGGAGCUGAGGAUGGGAGGAAGAGUGGAGUAAGAGACAGGCUAGCUAUCAAGGGCUGUGUAUGCAUGCCUGCCUGCAAGUGUGAAUGCGUGAGUGAGUGUGGAAGAGGGAGGUCGUUAUCGGACUGAAACAAAAGACGCAUUUUGGAACCCCGAAACAUUGCAACGGAAACUUUAAACUUUUACCCGCCAGAGCUUGGCUACUGUGCCGGGUCCCGGCUUUGUUUCGCGGCGGGUGAGGUCUCUAAUAAAUGCAGGGAUAAAAUAGCUCCAGAUCGACAUUUUUAACGCAGGCGGGGAAUCCCUUUGGACAGUGUUUUGUUGGGGGUAACGAGAGAAUGGCGGCCAACAUGUACCGAGUGGGAGAUUACGUGUACUUUGAGAAUUCCUCCAGCAACCCCUACCUAAUCCGCAGAAUAGAAGAGCUCAACAAGACGGCCAAUGGGAACGUGGAAGCCAAGGUGGUGUGUCUGUUCCGGAGGCGGGACAUCUCUGGCAACCUCAACACUCUGGCCGACAGCAACGCGAGAGACUUUGAGGAGGAGUCCAAGCAGCCCACUGUGUCUGAACAGCAGAAACACCAGCUGAAGCACCGAGAGCUUUUCCUCUCUCGGCAGUUUGAGUCUCUACCUGCAACUCACAUACGAGGGAAAUGUAACGUCACCCUCCUCAACGAAACGGACGUCCUCGCCGGGUACCUGGAGAAAGAGGAGUGUUUCUUUUACUCGCUGGUGUUUGACCCGGUUCAGAAGACCCUCCUGGCGGACCAGGGAGAGAUCCGCGUAGGCUCCAAGUACCAGGCCGAGAUCCCCGACAAGCUCGCCGAAGGUGAAACACACACCCGUAUCCAGGAAAAGCUGGAGACCAAGGUCUGGGACCCUGACAACCAGCUCAAAGACCCCCAGAUUGACCAGUUCCUGGUGGUGGCUCGUGCUGUGGGGACGUUUGCCAGAGCCCUGGACUGCAGUAGCUCCAUCCGUCAACCCAGCCUGCAUAUGAGUGCUGCAGCAGCCUCUAGAGACAUCACACUGUUCCAUGCCAUGGACACCCUGCAGAAGAACGGUUACGACCUAGCCAAGGCCAUGUCCACGCUGGUCCCACAGGGCGGGCCGGUCCUCUGCCGUGACGAGAUGGAGGAGUGGAGUGCCUCGGAGGCCAUGCUGUUUGAGGAGGCCCUGGAGAAGUACGGCAAGGACUUUAACGACAUCCGCCAGGACUUUUUACCAUGGAAGUCACUAGCCAGUGUGGUCCAGUUCUACUACAUGUGGAAGACUACUGACCGCUACAUCCAACAGAAACGACUAAAGGCAGCAGAAGCAGACAGCAAGCUGAAGCAGGUGUACAUCCCCACCUACACCAAACCCAACCCCAACCAGAUCAUGGCUCCUGGUAACAAGCCUGGCAUGAACGGGGCCGCUGGCUUCCAGAAAGGACUGAGCUGCGAGAGCUGCCAUACUGCCCAGUCAGCACAGUGGUACGCAUGGGGUCCUCCCAACAUGCAGUGCAGACUGUGUGCCUCCUGUUGGAUCUACUGGAAGAAGUAUGGAGGCCUGAAGACCCCCACACAGUUAGAGGGCGCUGCAAGAUCUGUCUCGGAGUCCACUCCGCGCGGUCACAUGACCCGCCAGGAGGUGCAAGGCCUGUCCCCGUUCACGACGAGCGGGGGGCGCGCCAAGCUGCUGGCCAAGAACCGGCAGACAUUCAUCCUGCAGACCACCAAGCUGACUCGUAUUGCCCGCCGCGUCUGCACUGACAUCCUGCAGCCCCGCCGCGCGGCACGCCGCCCCUACGCCUCCAUCAAUGCAAACGCCGUCAAGGCAGAGUGUAUGAUAAGGUUGCCUAAAGCAACCAAGGCCCCUAUAAAGAACCGCUCUAUCCCUCGACCACCGCUGGCCACUAUAGUGAAGGAACUGGCCAUCCAGGCUCCACUCAAGCUGAAGGCCCCCAGAGGCGCUCCCACACCCAUCAACCGCAACCAGGCCAACCAGCCCCGCGGGGGAUCAGGCCUGCUCGGGAAGAGGCCCUUUGACAGUAGCUCACAGGCGGCAGGGCUGCCGUUCCCCACCAAUGGGAGGCCGUUCACAUCGGGCAUGAGGACCACCUCGCAGUCAGUGAUCAAGCGUCAGAAAGUGAACCAGGGAGACGCACCCAACCCCGUGGUGUUUGUGGCCACGAAAGACACCAGGGCUCUGAGAAAACACCUGACUCAGUCUGAGAUGCGGCGGGCAGCCAGAAAACCUCACCUCCCGGUCAGGGUCAAGCUGCCCCUAGGUCCCCGGACCCUGGUUCUGCCCACUCUGCCAUCCAGCACAAGCGAGCCCAUCGUCCUGGAGGACUAAGGGGGGGGGCGGGGGCUGAGACCCACUGCGACACGGGGGGCGCACCACCCUGCACGCCCACCUGCUAGUGCAACAGCGCAACGCCAUACCAGUCCAGUAGUUGUUUUCUGUUGUCAUAUUUUUUUUGUUCUGUUACCUCCCAAAAGCUGACGUGCUGCUCACCACACACACACACUCACACACUUUAGUGACACCCACAUGCAUACUUUGCAUUGAGCUCACACAUACACAUGCCAACAUUACUUCUCUACACACACUUACACCCACAUACACACGCUAGGCUUUGGGCUUUGUAGUAUUUUAUUCUGGCUCUUUUUGCUUAAUUAUUUUGCUCCCCUUUUUUAAUGGCAAAUAUUUUUAACUAUGUAAUUUAAACUCUGAAAUAUUUCUCAUCCUGAAAUAAUGGUGUUAAAACACUUUAUUUUUUCCUCCAGGUCUUAUUUGUGUAAAUAUUUGCAGCUUUUUGAGGGGGUGACACCAAUUUGGUUGGGGAUGUGGGAAGUCCAUAGAAAGAAAUGGAAAUACUAGAAGGGACAAAGUCUCUCAGACCACAGCAAUUUGACUGAAUGUCCAUUCUAGUUAUUCUAUUUCUAUUGGGAAGGCUAAAUGGGAUAGGAGUUUAUAGCAUGUUUAUUUAGAUUAUUUUUCCAGGAAAGUCUAUUUAGAUGUUAAUGAAACCAUGUUCCUUCAUAGGUCUGGGAGGUUGAGGUGAAGUACUUUGUAUGACUCAUCAUUCAAGCAUACUCGUCAAAUAAUCAUAUUCUACUUUUGGACACUCAUUCUGUCCGACUUUAAUUUGCACUAUCACCCUGCCCCCUUUCCACACACCCAAAUAACAACUGACCCCCCCCCCCCUCUAUCUCUCCACAAGCCUAUCAGAAGUUACGUUUGAUAGUGAGGGGGGGGGGGGAUGCUGUUGGCCCCUAGUAGUUUGAGCUCUGUUUUUCUUAUUUGUCAUCACAAUCCAUUUGAGUCCUGCCUUGUCUCCUAUCACUUGAUUGUCAUGCUUGUUACAGCCACGUUUUGGUUUUGACCUGCGAGAACAACCUCUCGAGUACAACGGUCUUGCAUCAUCAAUACAAUGGUAGGAGAGAGUAAUGGUUUAGGAAAAGGUGUAAUGUAGGUUAACAGGGUAGAAGACAUUCAUUUCAUGUUGGUUUGGAAGAUAUUCAAAAGUGUGUUCUGGAUGUGGAUUUGAUGGGUUACUGUGGUUUGAGACAUGGAAUAGAUGCCGUUGUCUUUAAGGCCCUUAUUGUGAGUAAGAUGGGUUAUUUUUAGUGAAAGACCGAAUUAAGCCAUAAACAUUCAAGGUGUGUAAAACUCCAUUCUAAGAUGGCCCCUGAGCAUGUUGCCACCUGUACGUAUAAAACAUGCAUUCAGAUCCCCCACCCAUAGGUUAAGUCACAGCAGUUAUGACAAUGGACUGUUUCGCUCUUGCUUUUGAACAGAUUAUGUUACGAGCUGGUCGUCAGAAUGUCAUUACUAAAGCAGCAAUAUGUAUUGACUUGGGUACAGAAGUCAUGUUUUUAAUGAUAUGAUGGGAGAGGAAUCUCCGGUGAUGUCUUUACUUGUGGAUUGAUUUGGUUUGAAUCUGUAUUUUACCUUUUUGUGUUUUAUGAUGAAAGGGUGCGUUAGAUUAAAUCGAUGCUUAAUUGGAUAUUAUAAUUCCUCAUGCUCCCUCAGGCAUUGGGAACUGACAGCCAGUACUGGGGUAGAAAUGAAGGAUUUAUAUGCAAGUUUGGUCCCAAUGUGGGCUUUUGUAAUGUUUCUAAAACAAAUUAAGUGUUAAAAUGCUUAGUGAAAAUACUAAUCUGAAGAAAAAAAACUUGGCCUAUUGAUAAUGUCAGUUUUUUUUUUAUAAAACCUUUUAAAAAAAGCUUGUAAUUACUUCAUAUUUUGGAGAAGGUUCAAAUACUGUACAUGUGAACAUUGCUCUCUGUCAUUGAGUGGGUUUGGGAUGGGAGACUGGGAUGGUCGGCCAUCAAACAGUUGGGAGGGAUGGAGAGGGGGUUAGAAUUUUGUAUGUUGGAGAGAUAAUUAUGCUACAAUUACAUUUUUUUCUCAAGUGUUUUUUAUUCCAAUGUGUCUGUAUCCUUUUAAUGUAUCUUGAUAAGAAAAUAAAUAAAGAUUUUUUUUUUCUUUGUGGUCAUAUACACAUUUCUCUUCCAUGCGAGUACUUUUUCUGGGCGUGUAUGAAAUGCAUCGUCCCCUAGUUGUGUGACAAAAGUAAUUCCAUUUGAAUCAUUUGUGUUUACGUCUCACAUUAAAUGUGUUCCUAUAAAUACUGUAACCCAAGCUAGACGAGUCCCCCAAACAUGAAAUGGUGUAUUUUAUUCAUUUCAAACAAGGGCAUUAUCAAUCACGAUCACACAAAGGUUUAUAUUUUCCUACAUCAGACGGCAUUUAAAAAACAAAUUACACGGGUGCGAGGUUGACCAACUAUGGUGUAAAUUGCCAGAAUAGGUGUUUGUUCUCAAUGGGCUUGCCAUUAGUAGUCAGAGAAGUAAUUGGCAAACUU
Molecule: messenger RNA, 4977 nt
Organism: Oncorhynchus keta (chum salmon)
Lineage: Eukaryota; Metazoa; Chordata; Actinopteri; Salmoniformes; Salmonidae
Product: metastasis-associated protein MTA2-like
Exons: 18
Coding region: 459-2459 (666 amino acids)
Biological process (GO): negative regulation of transcription by RNA polymerase II
Cellular component (GO): nucleoplasm; NuRD complex
Molecular function (GO): chromatin binding; transcription coactivator activity; sequence-specific DNA binding
Source: RefSeq, a predicted model, not a curated record